Sorghum bicolor (sorghum) is the source of this 513-nucleotide messenger RNA. Its product is annotated as proline-rich receptor-like protein kinase PERK1. The coding region runs from base 1 to 513 and encodes 170 amino acids. NCBI's taxonomy places the organism in Eukaryota, Viridiplantae, Streptophyta, Magnoliopsida, Poales, Poaceae. The transcript is spliced from 2 exons. The record is from RefSeq and is a predicted model, not a curated record.
AUGGCUGUCUACUUGCCACCGGGCUUCCCCUUCAUUCCUCCGCCGCCGCCGCCGCGCUCUCUGUGGUCUCCGCCACCGCCCCCGACGAGGCAUGGGCAGUUUUCGCCGGCGCCCAGAGACAACAACGCGACGUCCCCCGGCGGGGUCAUCGCAGGCGUCGUCAUCUCUGUCGGUGCCUUCCUUCUCGUGCUCUCCUUCGUGUGCAGCCUCUGCCAAGGGUACCGCAACAGCCGCGCCAAUGCCGCGGCUGCCGCAGCCCUCGCCGCGCGACCGCAGGCGCCACCACAACCACAGUACUGGGACAACGACGAACAUUGGCUGCGCCGCCACCGGAGCGACGACCUUGUUGACGACGGCGAUGGCCCCACACGCCGCGCAAGCCCUACGGCGGGCCUCCCGUCGUUCACGUACAACCGGGCGGUGAGGCACAACGUGACGGGCGGCGGCGACGAGGCGGCGACGACGUGCUCCGUGUGCCUCGGCGCGUUCCAGGCCGGGGAGACGGAUUCAUGA